Pteropus alecto (black flying fox) is the source of this 1188-nucleotide messenger RNA. It is a transcript of the gene TECRL, whose product is annotated as trans-2,3-enoyl-CoA reductase like. The transcript is spliced from 12 exons. NCBI's taxonomy places the organism in Eukaryota, Metazoa, Chordata, Mammalia, Chiroptera, Pteropodidae. Gene Ontology annotation, biological process: very long-chain fatty acid biosynthetic process. Bases 97 to 1188 code for a protein of 363 amino acids. The record is from RefSeq and is a predicted model, not a curated record. Gene Ontology annotation, molecular function: oxidoreductase activity, acting on the CH-CH group of donors.
UUUCGGGUUUCAUCAACAGUAUUUAACUGGUGCAAAGGAAACACACUUGCAAAGUGUCUCCUGUUGACGUGCCAGAUUCCCCUGGUAGUUCACACAAUGUUCAAUAGACCCAAGUCCCUUGCUUCAGAAUACAAGAGAGAAUUCUUUUCCCAAGGAGGUACCCAGUCCACACUGAAGAAUGAUAUGAGAAAUUUUCACUUUUUGUCACAAAUUGUGCUUGCGGCAGGCCCUUUAAAAUCAACUCCAGUGGCUAAACGUUCAAAAGCUGCUCACUUUGAGAUUGAAAUACUUGAUGCUCAAACAAGAAAGCAGAUAUGUAUUGUGGAUAAGGUGAUGCAAACAUCUACUAUUCAUGAUGUUAAGCAAAAAUUUCACAAAGCAUGUCCUAAGUGGUACCCUUCCCGAGUUGGCCUGCAGCUAGAACGUGGUGGGACUUUUUUGAAGGACUAUGUAACUAUUCAAAGUAUUGCAGCUUCCUCCAUUGUCACACUCUAUUUUACAGACCUAGGUCAACAGGUCAGUUGGACUACAGUGUUUUUGGCUGAAUACACAGGACCUCUGUUGAUAUAUCUACUCUUUUACUUGAGAAUCCCAUAUAUAUAUGACAUAAAAGAGAGCUCUAAAAGAUUAUGCCACCCAGUGGUACACUUGGCUUGCUUCUGUCACUGUAUACACUAUAUCCGAUAUCUUCUGGAAACCUUAUUUGUUCACAAAGUUUCUGCAGGACAUACACCUUUGAAAAAUUUGAUACAGGGCUGUGCCUUUUAUUGGGGAUUCACUUCUUGGAUUGCCUACUACAUUAAUCACCCAUGCUAUACACCACCAUCAUUUGGAAACAGGCAAGUCACAAUAUCUGCUAUAAAUUUUCUGAUCUGUGAAGCUGGAAAUCAUUUCAUCAAUGUAGUGUUGGCUCAUCCCAAUCACACAGGAACAAAUGCCUGUUUUCCAAGUCCAAAUUAUAAUCCCUUCACAUGGAUGUUUUUCCUAGUUUCAUGUCCUAACUACACCUAUGAGAUUGGAUCAUGGAUUAGUUUUACUGUCAUGACACAAACACUGCCAGUUGGAAUUUUUACACUUCUGAUGAGUAUCCAGAUGUCUUUGUGGGCACAAAAGAAACAUAAGAUUUAUCUGAAGAAAUUUAAUUCUUAUAUGCGUAGGAAAUCAGCAAUGAUUCCAUUCAUAUUGUAA